Aspergillus luchuensis is the source of this 1476-nucleotide messenger RNA. Its product is annotated as putative flavin dependent monooxygenase. Lineage: Eukaryota; Fungi; Ascomycota; Eurotiomycetes; Eurotiales; Aspergillaceae. Gene Ontology annotation, molecular function: N,N-dimethylaniline monooxygenase activity; flavin adenine dinucleotide binding; NADP binding. The record is from RefSeq and is a predicted model, not a curated record. Bases 1 to 1476 code for a protein of 491 amino acids. The transcript is spliced from 2 exons.
AUGACACUUUCAACCCCAAUACGUCGUAUAGCUGUCAUCGGAGCUGGACCGUCCGGUCUUGCUGCGGUCAAGUACCUUCUUGCCGAGAAAUGCUUCGAGCGGGUUGAUGUCUUCGAGAAAAGAAGCUCUGCAGGCGGAGUCUGGAAUUACUGCCCGGGGACCCUGAAGGAGAAGCUGACCACUCCGGUGCCACAACUGGAUCCGAACAAGCCGCUCGAAGAGUCAUUAUGGUACUCGACAGGAGGCAACGACCGGUCUCGAGAGCCGGUCUUUGUGUCCCCGCUGUAUAAGACACUGGACACUAACAUCCCCAAAGAGAUGAUGGGAUUUCAUGACAAAUCUUUUGAGCCCGACUCACAGGUGUUUCCGAAGCACUCGGCCGUAAAGAAAUAUCUGGAUGAGUAUGCCGAAGACAUCAAAAAUGUCAUACAGUUCGAGACGCAGGUGGUGGAUGUGCGGAAGACGGAAGGUGCUCUCCAUGCUUGGUCUCUCACAACUAAGAACCUCCGUGAAGGAAUUGAGAGAACGCACUCAUACGAUGCUGUAGUGGUCGCUAGUGGCCACUUUGAUGUCCCAUAUACCCCUGAAAUUCCUGGGAUUCAAACCUGGAAUUCGGCAUAUCCAGAUGUGAUCUCUCAUUCGAGGCUCUUCGAUUCGGCAGAGCCGUUCCGAGACAAGAAGGUCAUUGUUGUCGGAACUUCGGCAUCUGGAUUAGACAUUGGCAAUCAGAUCAACGAAGUGUCCAAGGGGAAACUGCUGGUAUCUCAACGAACAGAGACCCCUCUGGCAUCUGCUGCUUCGGAAAAGAUUUAUCUUCCAGAAAUAGUGGAAUUCUUACCGCCUCAUGCACACAACAGAGCGGUCCGCUUUGCAAAUGGUCACAUCGAGCAAGACAUUGAUGCCAUCGUCUUCUGCACUGGCUAUCUCUACUCCUUCCCUUUCCUCUCGUCAUUGAACCCACCUCUGAUCACCGAUGGCCGCCGCACUCUGAAUGUGUACCAACACCUGUUUUACAUCUACGACACAUCUCUGGUCUUACCUGCACUGCCACAGAGGGUAAUUCCGCUCCCACUUUCGGAGAACCAGGCGGCGGUGUUCGCCCGUGUUUGGUCGGGAAGGCUUAGCCUUCCACCAAAGGAGGACAUGAAAGCUUGGGAGGAAGCAAACAUUGCCAAAAAGGGCAACGGGACAUCAUUUCAUUUGCUACCUUUCCCGCAGGAUGCGGACUACCACAACUUCUUGCAUGACUGGGCGGCGACGGCGCCACCCCGGCAAGGUCUUGACAAUAACGGUGCUGGGAAGCUGGGUAGUUAUUGCGGUGAGAGGCAAAGGUGGAUACGGCAAAGAAUGUCUGAGAUCAAGCGGGUAUUUGCAGAGAAGGGCGAGGAGCGAAGCUCUAUCAAGAGCCUAGAGCAACUUGGCUUCGACUAUGAUAAGUGGAAGGAGCAGGAGGGAUCUCGAGACGCUCGAUUGUGA